CUCCUUGCGUGUAUCACUGUGUUGACAUCCGUUACUUAUUUCAGACAUAAUAAUCUAAUAGAACUCUCUCUCUCUCUCUGCGCUAGGAAACCUAGAUAUCAGCAAUGGCGGGUGGAAAGGUCUCCUUCAAGGUCACGCUGACGUCGGACCCGAAACUCCCGUUCAAAGUUUUCAGCGUUCCAGAAGCAGCUCCGUUUACGGCAGUUCUGAAAUUCGCUGCCGAGGAAUUCAAGGUUCCUCCCCAGACCAGCGCCAUCAUCACUAAUGAUGGUGUUGGUAUCAACCCUCAACAAAGCGCAGGGAACGUCUUCCUUAAGCAUGGAUCUGAACUACGUCUGAUUCCCCGAGAUAGGGUGGGAGCUUUGCGGUCAUUCACUUAAAUGAUGCACUUGUAUCAGGUUGAAGACGUUGUAGGUCACAAUUGUGCUAUUUUAUUUCCUUUGGUGAUCUCAUUCUUCAAGCAUUAAGCAUUUAAUGACGUUAUACAAAUUAGAUAUGUAUGGGGAUCCUAUGUGAUAGAAAUAAUGAACUUUCGAAAUAAAUAUAUUUAUAUAAGAAGCUGGAAAAUUGCAUCUUUA
Messenger RNA from Nelumbo nucifera (sacred lotus), 578 nucleotides. It is a transcript of the gene CCP2, whose product is annotated as ubiquitin-fold modifier. Gene Ontology annotation, biological process: protein K69-linked ufmylation. Gene Ontology annotation, cellular component: nucleus; cytoplasm. The record is from RefSeq and is a predicted model, not a curated record. Lineage: Eukaryota; Viridiplantae; Streptophyta; Magnoliopsida; Proteales; Nelumbonaceae.